This is a messenger RNA of Anthostomella pinea, 1056 nucleotides long. Lineage: Eukaryota; Fungi; Ascomycota; Sordariomycetes; Xylariales; Xylariaceae. The record is from the annotation of a GenBank genome assembly.
AUGAGACCUUUCACAAGGACUCUGAGUCUCUUCGCCAAGUCCCUCGUCAAUCCGUCUUCAAUCGCAAGUCCAGCCCCGAGUUCCAAGCCUCUCAGAGCCAUCCUCUCGAGCUAUCUCCUCAAACGCACCAUGGCGACCUCCACCUCGCCCGUUCUCAAGAAGCCCCUCAAGCUGGCCUGCAUCCAGCUCGUCAGCGGCGCCGACAAAGCUGCGAACCUGUCGCAUGCGCGGGACAAGGUUCUGGAGGCAGCAAAGGACGGCGCGAAGCUGAUCGUGCUGCCCGAGUGCUUCAACUCGCCGUACGGAUGCGACUACUUCCCCUCCUAUGCCGAGACACUCCUCCCAAGCCCGCCGUCGAAAGAGCAAUCGCCCUCGUACCACGCGCUCUCGGCCAUGGCCGCCGAAGCCAAGGCCUUCCUCGUGGGGGGUUCGAUCCCGGAGACGGACCCGGACCCGGCGUCCAAGAAGUACUACAACACGUCGCUCGUAUUCGGGCCCGACGGCUCGCUGCUGGCGAGCCACCGCAAGGUGCACCUGUUCGACAUCGACAUCCCGGGCAAGAUCACGUUCCGCGAGAGCGACGUGCUGUCGCCGGGCAACAAGGUGACGCUGGUGGACCUGCCGGGUUACGGCCGCAUCGCCGUGGCCAUCUGCUACGACGUCCGGUUCCCGGAGCUGGCGACCAUCGCGGCGCGCCGGGGCUGCUUCGCGCUGGUCUACCCGGGCGCCUUCAACACGACCACCGGCCCGCUGCACUGGAGGCUGCAGGGCCAGGCGCGCGCCAUGGACAACCAGAUCUACGUCGCCAUGUGCAGCCCCGCGCGCGACACGACCGCCAGCUACCACGCCUGGGGCCACAGCCUGAUCGUGGACCCCAUGGCCCAGGUCACGGUCGAGGCGGACGAGAAGGAGGCGACAGUUGCGUGGGAGCUCGACGGUGCCAAGAUUGACGAGACGAGGAGGAACAUCCCCAUUACGACCCAGAGGCGGUUUGACGUCUACCCCGACAUCAGCCAGGGGAAGAUCAGCUUCGAAGAGCCCAAUGCGCCAAAGUAG